CCCUGAAAUGCCUAAAGACAAGAAAGGAGUUAGAUGCAACUCUCCCCAUUUUUCCUUGCUGUCUUGAGAGUUCUCCAUCUUCCAGCACUGACUGCCCUCUGUGGCUGGCUCCUUUCACUGCCCUCCCCCUUCCCUAGGCUAAAGGGCCCACAGGGACUGGAAGGGAGGGAGGCUGAGUGGCUGUGCUGUGGGCCUGCCUGCUCCUUUCCCUUCCCCCUUCCUUUAGCAGCAACGUCACCGCAGCACCAGCAGCCGCGGCAGCAGCACGGAGACUGGGGCUGGGAUUGCGCAGCCUCCCUGCAUUAGCAACAAUGCCAUUGUAUUAGCAGAAAUCAGAUCUUAGGAAAUCGGUGCAGUUCCCCUGUGUGGUCCAGUGGAAUAGUGCCUCAGCUGGAACUGUCGGGGUAGAGCUUGGUCGGAGUGCAAAAGGAACAGAUGCGUCGGGGUCUAGCUCAAGGCUCCUGACAGAGGUGCCAAGCUCUCCUGAUGAAAUGUGUUCUGUCCCACUGGGCUCCGGGGACAGUGUCUGGUGCUGUUGAUGCCCUUAUUCGAACUUUCCAGAAUGGAUAGUCCCCCAAAGCUGACUGGAGAGACCCUCAUCGUUCAUCACAUCCCUCUGGUGCACUGUCAAGUCCCAGACAGGCAGUGCUGUGGAGGGGCAGGCGGAGGCAGUGGGAGCACAAGACCUAAUCCCUUCUGCCCACCUGAGCUAGGCAUCACCCAGCCCGAUCAAGACCUAGGACAAGCCGACUCCCUGCUAUACAGCAGCCUGCACUCUGCUCCAGGAGGAACUGCACGGUCUACAGACAGCAAGAUUAGGAGUCGGGAUGGAAGAGGUCCUGGAGCCCCCAAACGACACAACCCCUUCUUGCUGCAGGAUGGUGUGGGUGAGCCAGGACUUGGUGACCUGUAUGAUGACAGCAUUGGUGACAGUGCCACCCAGCAGUCCUUCCACCUGCAUGGCACUGGCCAGCCCACCUUCCAUCUAUCCUCUUUCCAGCUGCCACCAUCUGGCCCCGGAGUGGGCAGGCCAUGGGGGGCAACACGCAGUCGGGCUGGAGUGGUGGAAGGGCAGGAGCAGGAGCCAGUGAUGACCUUAAAUACUCAGCAGUGUGACACCAGCCGCUGUUGCCGGCCAGAGCUGGAAGCAGAGACCAUGGAGCUGGAUGAGUGUGGGGGACCUGGUGGGAGUGGCAGCGGGGGUGGAGCCAGUGAUACCUCUGGCUUUUCCUUUGACCAGGAAUGGAAGCUUAGUUCAGAUGAAUCCCCAAGGAACCCAGGAUGCUCUGGCUCAGGAGCCCAGCACUGCCGCUGCAGUAGCACAUCCAGUCAGUCCGAGGCAGCUGAUCAGUCUAUGGGCUACGUGAGCGACUCCUCCUGCAACAGUUCAGAUGGUGUGCUGGUCACCUUCAGCACCCUCUACAACAAGAUGCAUGGCACCCCCCGUGCCAAUCUCAACUCUGCCCCACAGUCCUGCAGCGACUCUUCCUUCUGCAGCCACUCAGACCCUGGCGCCUUCUACCUGGAUCUGCAGCCCUCCCCAGCUGAGUCUAAGAUGUCUUGUGAGUCACAUCACCCUGAAAGUACAGGAAGGGAAGGGGGCUAUGGUUGCCCUCAUGCCUCAUCUCCUGAGCUUGAUGCCAACUGCAACUCCUACCGCCCACACUGUGAGCCGUGCCCAGCAGUGGCUGACCUCACAGCCUGCUUCCAGAGCCAGGCCCGUCUUGUUGUGGCCACACAAAAUUACUAUAAACUUGUCACCUGUGACCUCUCCUCCCAAUCAUCCCCAAGCCCUGCUGGCUCUUCCAUCACUAGCUGCUCUGAGGAACACACCAAGAUAAGUCCCCCACCAGGCCCUGGCCCAGACCCAGGCCCCAGCCAGCCCUCUGAGUAUUACCUAUUCCAGAAGCCAGAAGUCCAACCAGAGGAACAAGAGGGAGUGAGUUCCUCCGUCCAAGCAACAGCUGCUAUGGGCCCCACUGUGCUUGAGGGGCAAGUGUACACGAAUACUUCACCUCCCAACCUCAGCACUGGACGUCAGCGCUCCCGCAGCUAUGAUCGCAGCCUGCAGCGCAGCCCUCCUGUCCGCCUGGGCUCACUGGAACGCAUGUUGAGUUGCCCAGUGCGCUUGAGUGAGGGCCCUGGAGCUAUUGUUGGGCCCAGCUCCCCACCCAGGAGAGUCACCUCCUUUGCUGAGCUGGCCAAGGGCCGGAAGAAAACUGGAGGCUCUGGCUCACCGCCACUUCGUGUGAGUGUUGGGGACUCCUCCCAGGAGUUCUCACCCAUCCAAGAAGCCCAGCAAGAUCAGGGGGCCCCACUGGAUGAGGGCACUCGCUGUAGUCAUAGCCUGCCACCCAUGUCCUUGGGGCCAGGCAUGGACCUGCUUGGCCCAGAGCCAAGUCCACCCUGGUCCACCCAGGUCUGUCAGGGACCCCGCGCCAAUGAGAUGCCUCCUGCUGGCCUCAGAGCUGCUGGGCAAGGCCCACUGGCUCAGCUGAUGGAUCCAGGGACUUCUCUCCCAGGGAGCCCAGCCAACAGCCAUACCCAAAGGGAUACAAGAGCUAGAGCUGACGGGGGUGGCACUGAGAGCCGACCAGUCCUUCGCUACAGCAAGGAACAGAGGCCAACCACGCUGCCCAUCCAGCCCUUCGUGUUCCAGCACCACUUCCCCAAGCAGCUGGCCAAGGCCCGGGCCCUCCACAACCUUUCCCAGCUCUACAGCCUCUCAGGCUGCAGCCGUACACAGCAGCCUGCCCCAGUGGCUGCCCCCACUGCUCAAGUCUCAGUCCCAGCUCCCUCAGGGGAGCUGCAGGCAUCCACUCCCCGAGCCACUGGCAGAGGUGCCAGGAAAGCUGGGUCUGAGCCAGAGACCUCUCGGCCAUCGCCCCUGGGCAGCUACUCCCCCAUCCGGAGUGUUGGCCCCUUUGGGCCCAGCACUGACUCUUCUGCCUCUACUUCAUGCUCCCCUCCCCCAGAGCAGCCCACAGCCACAGAAAGCCUGCCCCCAUGGAGCCACUCCUGUCCUGCCGUCCGGCCUGAUACCUCCCAGCAGCCGCAGAAGGAGGAUCAGAAGAUACUGACCUUAGCUGAGUACCGGCUCCAUGGAACAGGAAGCUUGCCGCCUCUGGGCUCUUGGCGAUCUGGCCUCAGCCGAGCAGAGAGCCUGGCCCGGGGAGGUGGCGAGGGCAGCAUGGCCACCAGGCCCAGUAAUGCCAACCAUCUAUCCCCUCAAGCCCUCAAGUGGCGGGAAUACAGGAGGAAGAACCCACUAGGGCCACCUGGUUUGUCAGGGAGCCUAGACCGAAGAUCACAAGAAGCUCGGCUGGCCCGAAGAAACCCUAUCUUUGAGUUCCCUGGCUCCCUCAGUGCUGCCAGCCAUCUGAACUGUCGGCUGAAUGGCCAAGCAGUGAAGCCAUUACCACUGACCUGCCCUGACUUCCAGGACCCCUUUUCCUUGACGGAGAAGCCUCCAGCUGAGUUUUGUCUGUCCCCAGAUGGCAGCUCAGAGGCCAUUUCCAUUGACCUGCUUCAGAAAAAAGGGCUGGUAAAAGCUGUUAACACCGCUGUGGACCUCAUUGUGGCCCAUUUUGGCACAAGUCGGGAUCCCGGGGUGAAGGCAAAGCUGGGAAACAGUUCUGUGAGCCCCAAUGUGGGUCACCUGGUUCUGAAGUACUUGUGCCCUGCUGUCCGAGCCGUGCUGGAGGAUGGGCUCAAGGCCUUUGUACUGGACGUUAUCAUUGGGCAGCGUAAGAACAUGCCAUGGAGUGUGGUUGAGGCUUCCACACAGCUAGGCCCAUCCACCAAGGUCCUGCAUGGCCUCUACAACAAAGUCAGCCAAUUCCCAGAGCUCACCAGUCAUACCAUGCGCUUCAAUGCCUUCAUCCUCGGCCUGCUCAACAUCCGGUCCCUGGAGUUCUGGUUUAAUCACCUCUAUAACCACGAAGACAUCAUCCAGACCCACUACCAGCCCUGGGGCUUCCUGAGUGCAGCUCAUACCGUGUGCCCUGGCCUCUUUGAAGAGCUGCUGCUGCUGCUACAGCCCCUAGCCCUGCUGCCUUUCAGCCUCGACUUGCUGUUCCAGCACCGGCUGCUGCAAAGUGGGCAGCAGCAGCGGCAGCAGAAGGAACUGCUGCGGGUGUCCCAGGACCUGCUGCUGUCUGCCCACUCCACGCUGCAGUUGGCCCGGGCCCGGGGCCAGGAAGGCCCUGGAGAUGUGGACAGGGCAGCCCAGGGGGAGCGGGUGAAGGGUGUGGGUGCUUCAGAAGGUGGAGAAGAGGAAGAUGAGGAGACAGAAGAGGUGGCAGAGACAGCUGGGGGCUCAGGGCGUGGCAGGUGGGCCCAAGGCGGGCAUGCCGGCUGGUGGUACCAGCUCAUGCAGAGCUCCCAGGUCUACAUCGAUGGCUCCACUGAGGGUUCCAGAUUCCCUCGUGGCAGCAGCAGUAGCAGCAGUGAGAAAAAGAAAGGGGUAGGAGGCGGGGGGCCUCCCCAGGCUCCACCACCCCGAGAAGGAGUAGUAGAGGGGGCUGAGGCCUGUCCUGCCCCUGAGGAGGCCCUGGGCCGGGAAAGGGGCUGGCCCUUCUGGAUGGGGAGCCCCCCUGACUCUGUGCUGGCUGAGCUGAGGCGUAGUCGGGAGAGGGAAGGGCCCGCUGCACCACCAGCAGAAAAUGAGGAAGGGGCCUCAGAGGCUUCACCUGGAGGCAUCAAGUGGGGACACCUCUUUGGCUCCCGAAAAGCCCAGCGGGAGGCCCGGCCCGCAAACAGACUCCCCUCGGACUGGCUGAGCCUGGACAAGUCCAUGUUCCAACUAGUGGCACAGACAAUGGGUGCCCGCCGGGAGACAGAGUCCAAGGACAGCCUGCAGGAGCCACACUCUCCAGCCCUGCCCUCUAGUCCUCCAUGCGAGGUACAGGCACUGUGCCACCACCUGGCCACCGGCCCUGGACAGCUGAGCUUCCACAAAGGAGACAUCCUUCGAGUGCUGGGGCGAGCUGGAGGAGACUGGCUGCGCUGUAGCCGUGGCCCUGACUCUGGCCUGGUGCCCCUGGCCUACGUGACAUUGGCCCCAACUCCAAGUCUGACCCCUGGAAGCAGCCAAAACUGAGGCCUUGUGCAUGCUGGUGGCCUCAGGGACCCUCAUAACCCCCAGACUCAGAGCCCAAGAGCCCUUCCCAAGCCCUUGGCUUGGCUACAGAGAGUAGACGGAGAGCUGGGGCCACGUAUCCCUGUGCUGGCACCUGCUCCCUGUGCUCAGUAUUAAUUACGCCCCCUUAACUGUCCCAGUGACCUCGUCCAGACCUCCACCCAGGAAAGGAGGGACGGGAUGCAGCACUGGGCUGCCAGGAUUCCCCUGGCCCGUCUGGGCCAGCCCUUUCAUGGGUGUAGACAAGCAAGUCCCAUGGAAGCAGGUGGCCCAGAAAGCCAUCUGCAGGGUUCCCUAGGCCAGGUGGAGAUGAGGAUGUGUAAAACAGUAUUGGGGCCAGAUUCCCUAAGCCCCCAGCUGUAAAUAGGCUGUGACCAGUGCCUGGUCAUCAGAAGAGGGAGGAGGAGCCCAGGUGUCUGUUUAUGUAUGUAUUUAUUUAUUUAUUAUACCUAUUAAUAAAAAAGGUGCUCAGCCUCCAGA
This is a messenger RNA of Cebus imitator (Panamanian white-faced capuchin), 5620 nucleotides long. RefSeq names its product RUN and SH3 domain containing 2 (gene RUSC2). Gene Ontology annotation, molecular function: protein binding. Gene Ontology annotation, cellular component: cytoplasmic vesicle. The transcript has 12 exons. Bases 539 to 5101 code for a protein of 1520 amino acids. The record is from RefSeq and is a predicted model, not a curated record. NCBI's taxonomy places the organism in Eukaryota, Metazoa, Chordata, Mammalia, Primates, Cebidae.